AUGGUCCUGUCCGACACGAGAAAAAUCCCAUGCUAUGCCCUCAUCUUUGUUAGUGCCGACCACGAGCUUUACGCCGUCUCUCCGCAUCGGCAAGAAUCCACUGCCCCGAUUUACGAGGAGGACAUAGCCGCCAUUCGGAUGUUGUCGCACACAAAACGAUUCGUAGUCCCGGUGCAACUUAGCCUCCGCGAUAAAUUCACCCUUGUUGUUACGCCCGAGAAAGGUGCCGGAAACCACGUUUUGAAACCCCAACAAUCUCUCGUCGGAUUCGACGCAUGA
Messenger RNA from Penicillium roqueforti, 279 nucleotides. RefSeq lists its product as uncharacterized. The transcript has a single exon. Bases 1 to 279 code for a protein of 92 amino acids. The record is from RefSeq and is a predicted model, not a curated record. NCBI's taxonomy places the organism in Eukaryota, Fungi, Ascomycota, Eurotiomycetes, Eurotiales, Aspergillaceae.